AUGAGUUACUACCAACUGGCAGAUAGUCCUUUAGCUUUAGGUAACGAAAAUAUGGGGGAUAAUAAUGAUUCUCCGAUGCCAAUUAUAGGCGUUUAUGUAGCAGCUGCUUCUCUUGCAUGUUCCUUUGCAAUGUUCUUAAACUCAUGUUUAACCUUCAUUAACUCGUUUCCCAAGUUUAAUCUCCGCUUCUCCCGCAAUUUCUUCCCUCUCAAUGCAACUUGGUUGACACUAUUAGCUGUGGCUACCAAGCCGGUAGCUGAUCUCACAACUCCCAAGUUGUCUUACCAAGAUAAUCAGGCAAAAAUUAUGAACACGGUUUUCUUAACUGUGGCAAUGGGUAAUUUUUUCACCUCUCUGGGCUCUAUGAAUAACGCAGAUAUUGUAACCAACCUCACGGCUUUGAGCAUAUUGGUGAUCACCGUGGUUGUCGAUUUAUACAUCCAACUACGUUUCCAUGUGUUUGAUACCCCAUCCUCUUUGGUAAUCAUCAUCCAAAUUGCUUUGUUGUUCUCCACGUGGAUAACAAUUGUGAGUUCGGCUCUAGCCGUUCCAGCGAUUAAGAAACGCGCAGAAUCAAAGUAUCAGAAGCUAGCUUCAGAUGAGAGGCAGAUGAAAGCUGGGCAACAACAUUAUAGAGUUGAAGAGCUUAGAUUGAGCAUUACAAAGUAUUGGGUGAUGGCAGCAUCUGGUAGCCCCCAGCUUCUGAUGAAAAGGUUGGUCACCUUCGUUUAUACCAAUAUCAUCUGCCUAUUUUCUGCCCUUAUUGCAUUUCUAGCACUUUUUAGUUAUGGGAUGGUGAACGAUUAUAACUCGAUUUAUAUUCAAAUUCAUUCUGAAUAUAAGUGGUCGGUCGACUUGAUUUUACUUUCACAAUAUUAUGUCACGUUACCAACUGUAGUCAUAGCUACAAUCUUCAUGAUUAGUGUGGUUGGUUACAAGUAUGAGAACAAUGGGAUCAGAAUCAGUAGAGAAGAAGUCACAAUUGAGUCCUAUUGGACUGAAAAAUUGGUUGAGUGGAGGCAGCGAUCAAUACCUAUAAAGUUUAAGAGAUGCACACUCAGAAAACUUAUUCAUAGCAUCAAAUCUUUGAUCUUGAAUUUCUGCAUACUAAUUCAGAUUGUGAAUGUAAUGUGGUGUAAAUUUUGUAGUGUUAUCUCUUUUUACUUGGUGCUUCCAUUACUACUUUUAGUUAAUCCUUUAGGCAAAUUAAUUAAUCAUUAUUUAGGCCAAUUGUUCCGCAAAAAGAAAGUUUCAGAGGUAGAUCUCAAUUGCUUUGUAAUACUACUUGAAGGAGAAAAGCAAUUCCCAAAAAAAUUAUUGAGAGGGAUUAUUAAUAGGGUGGAUAAACUUGUUGAGAUGGGUAAGAAGCAACGGCCACACAACCUGUUUAAUCUUCUUAAUCAAAGUUUCUCAUUUGGUGGCGUGGUACAAUUUGAUAGCAAUCGAGUUCCAAGUCUAUUGUCUGGUGAACCUCUUAAUUGUUGGACACUUCCGGUGGUGACACUAACAAGCAUCGCCAUUGCAAUUCCAAACAUCGCAAGUCGGCAUGUUGAUUGGUUGGUAAGCAGUGCUAAUGAAGGCCUCCGCUAUGCAAGCCUCAUAGAUGUCUUGGAUGGGAAAUGUGGGUUGAAAAGUAGUAUUAAAAAUGCAGCAGAUGUUGUGUGGGUGGGAGUUGAGCUUCAUAGGAAGUGGUUAGACAUGGAUCUUAAAAGAAAAACUGGAGAAAUAAGUUCUGUUAAGGACAUUAUUCAAGAUCUUACUAAUGUAUCUGAAAGGAUUGUUAUGGAGUUUAGCUCUAAAGAGAACAGAAUGAUAGUGGAAAAUCCACUCUAUUGGCCUGCGAAUGUUUUAGCUGCAAAUUCAAUGUACAGAAUUACUCGAACCAUUCUGCUAUACUAUGAAGAUGGUGAGUGCCAAGGUGAAGAGUUGUUUAGGAUGUUAAUUUGCAUGAUUGCAGAUAUAUUGGCGGCUUGUCUUACCAAUUUGCCUCAUAUGAUAUAUACUAAGUGCAUAAGCAAUGCAAUUGAGGAAAGGCUAAAAAGUGUUCGAGCUGCCGCUAUCAUUUUUGGUGAAACAGAAGAUAUUCUAAAAAUUUUUGAAGAGCGUAAACUUUCAAACGUUGGUCCCAGUCAACCAUUAUGCAUUGAUGAAUGGCGUGGAUGGAUUGAGCAACAAGCAGCAUUAGUUUCAUCUUCUGCAACAAGCAAUGGAGCAUCAUCUGUAGAGUCCAAUGAGCAUGUGGUUAUUAAAAUGCAGGCUUGA
Messenger RNA from Ipomoea nil (Japanese morning glory), 2262 nucleotides. RefSeq lists its product as uncharacterized. NCBI's taxonomy places the organism in Eukaryota, Viridiplantae, Streptophyta, Magnoliopsida, Solanales, Convolvulaceae. The transcript has a single exon. The record is from RefSeq and is a predicted model, not a curated record. The coding region runs from base 1 to 2262 and encodes 753 amino acids.